Molecule: messenger RNA, 1075 nt
Organism: Sphaeramia orbicularis (orbiculate cardinalfish)
Lineage: Eukaryota; Metazoa; Chordata; Actinopteri; Kurtiformes; Apogonidae
Product: jupiter microtubule associated homolog 1
Exons: 5
Coding region: 138-662 (174 amino acids)
Cellular component (GO): nucleus
Source: RefSeq, a predicted model, not a curated record
CUUCCGUUACGUUUUACAGUGUCGGGUGGAGUCUACAUCCCGUCGCAUCUCUGCAGGGAAGGACAAGAAAUUUUUUUUUUUCGUUAGUUUUUCACUGACUGUUUGUCACCACCGAGGCACCGAAAUACCCCAUAAAGAUGACGACGACCACCACCUUUCAAGGAGUGGAACCUGGUGCUAAAAGCAGUUCCAGGGUACUACGACCGCCAGGCGGGGAAACCAGCUUCUCCUUUGGCACAGAUGACAACACGACCCCCCAGCGCAAGAGCAAGAUGGCCUCCAACAUUUUUGCAGAACCUGAUGACCCCCAUGCUCAUCGGAGGAACAAUCCACCCACCGGAGCAGCCGCAGGGACUUUGUGCGGGGAGCCCUCAGCCCCACUGAGACGGUGCCAGCAACCUCUUCUGUUUCCCAAGAACCCUCAGCCGGAACUGACCACUAUCCACAACUCCGGGGCAGCCAUGGUGUGGAACCAGAGACGAGAGGUUGAAAAUGGCCAAGAACAAGCAAAUGAUGAAAAUCCUGAAAAUUCGGAGAUGGAGCCAGUGGAGACUGAUCAGCAGGAGACGCCACAGCCCUCUGCCCCGUCGGGAGGUGACAACAGUGCUGCAGGCAACCGAAGAAACCCACCCGGUGGCAAGUCCAGCCUCAUCCUGGGUUGAGACUGCUCCUUUUUUUUUUUUUUUUUUUUUUCAUUUGAGCGCUUUUUUAUUUUUUAAAAAAUAAAUACCCUCACGACUCUCUUCCUACUCAUCAACUUGUCACUUCCUCCCUUCUUCACAUGCACUCAUGCCAUCAUGUCCAUGGACCUCUGUGUCCUCUCCUUCCACCCUCAAACCUUUUGUUUUGAUCCUUUUUUCUAUUAAAAGAAGAAAAAAACUGUUGACAAAAGCACUUUAUGUAUCUCCCCCUCUUUUCCAUUUCAGCCCAUCCUGUAGUGCAUCACGCCUGCUGGAAAAGGCAUGACAUUCUGCUUGUCUCUCAUUCUUCCCUGUUGUAAAUGGUAAAGGAAAAAAUAAUAAAAAAGAUUUGAUGCGUGGAUUUCUAAAUACAAUAAAGAUUGAUAUGAAUUUGC